AUGUUCAUUCUCUCUCCCGAACGCAUCACUGCUUGGCAGCGGGUGCUGGGCAUGUAUGCCUCGUCGACGGUCAUGGGCAAGUGGGCGCUGUCGGCGGCCGGUGCUGCUGAGAUGGGCGAGUCGUCUGGCUCGUUGACCGUCACCGACAACCGCACGAACCGCAGCUACAACAUCGACAUCAAGCACAACGCCAUCAAGGCCACUGACUUCCGCCAAAUUACCGCUGCAGGAGUGGCAGCGGAUCCGGUGGACCAGGUCGAGUCUGGCCUGCGCAUCAUCGACAAGGGCUACCUGAACACGGCCUGCAUGGAAUCUUCCAUCACCCUCAUUGAUGGCAAGCGCGGAUACAUCCAGUACCGUGACUCGUCAAUUGACGACUUGUUCCGCAACAACGACUAUGAGGAGGUCAUCCACCUGCUCAUUUGGGGCCACCUUCCUUCCGCAGCUGAGAAGCGUAAGUUCAGGAAGUCUUUGGCCGAGGCAAUGGUGGUGCGGCAGAGCGUGGUCGAUGUCAUCGAGGCGUUCCCCCGAGACUCGCUCACUUUCCCCAUGAUUCUGGCCGGGCUGUCGGCUUAUGCAGCCAUCGACAAGGGUACCCAGCAGACGCACAGCUCGGGCCGUCCGGCGUACCUGGGCAACACGGCGGCGGUUGACGCUGCUAUCAUCCGCACGCUGGGCGCUCUGUCGACGACCAUCGCGUUGGUGUACUGCCACAAGCGCGGAAAGGCCUUCACCCCUGCCGACCCCAACGGUUCGUUCAUCGGCAACGUGCUGCUGAUGAUGGGAUUCCACGAGGCGGGGGCGCAGAAGCCGAACCAGAAGAUCGAGAAGUGCUUUGAGAAGCUGUGGAUUCUGUACGCGGACCACGAGAUGACCAACUCGACCGCCUCUUUCCUGCACGCGGCGUCGACGCUCACGGACCCCAUCUCGUGCAGCAUCUCGGGCAUCGUUUCGGCGUACGGGCCGCUGCACGGCGGGGCCAUCGAUCUGGCGUACAAGGGUUUCGAGGAGGUCGGCACGCCUGAGAACGUCCCGUCUUUGAUCGCCGACGUCAAGGCUAAGAAGCAGCGGCUGUUCGGCUACGGGCACCGCAUCUACAAGACGGUCGACCCGCGCGCCAAGUACAUCCGCGGCAUGAUGGACGAGCACAAUGAGCUCAUGAAGCAGAACCCGCUGCUGCGCAUCGCGCUUGAGGUGGACCGUGUGGCUAACACCGACGAAUACUUCACCAGCCGCAACCUCAAGGCGAACGCUGACCUGUACGGCUGCUUCCUGUACACGGCCAUGGGCUUCGAGACGGACAUCAUCAUCGCCAUGGCCAGCCUGUCGCGCACAGCGGGUGUCAUGGCACACUGGCGCGAGGCGAUGCACCAGACGCCGAUGCUGUGGCGGCCGCUGCAGGUCUUCACAGGGUCGAUGGCGCAGUAG
This is a messenger RNA of Lasiodiplodia theobromae, 1428 nucleotides long. Its product is annotated as Citrate synthase. The transcript is spliced from 3 exons. Gene Ontology annotation, cellular component: mitochondrial matrix. Gene Ontology annotation, biological process: carbohydrate metabolic process; tricarboxylic acid cycle. Lineage: Eukaryota; Fungi; Ascomycota; Dothideomycetes; Botryosphaeriales; Botryosphaeriaceae. The record is from RefSeq and is a predicted model, not a curated record. Bases 1 to 1428 code for a protein of 475 amino acids.